AUGUCAGACUCCGAAGAAACUACAGGGACACCUGUGGCCUCACAAGCUUCACCUCCUUUGCCGUCUCAGCCAAGCGUCGUAAUGCAAGCGGCUCCCCUUAUACAAGGUAUCACACCGCCAAAACAUCUAGAUACCACUACUAACACAGCUGAAAACUGCAAACACUUCAAGCAGAUCUGGGAAAAUUAUGCUAUCAUCACAAAUCUUACUGGCCAAACGGAACAGUACAGGGUCCUGUUAUUUUUUCACUGCCUGGGUCCAGACGCCAUGAAAAUUUACAACGGAAGGCAGUUUGCCAAUGAGACGGAUUGCCGCACCUUAUCCAAAAUUAUUCAGAAAUUUGACGAGUUUACUAUCGGAGAAGUCAAUGAGACCUACAAACCCUUUAUCUUUAACGGUUGA
Messenger RNA from Porites evermanni, 402 nucleotides. The record is from the annotation of a GenBank genome assembly. Lineage: Eukaryota; Metazoa; Cnidaria; Anthozoa; Scleractinia; Poritidae.